Messenger RNA from Lontra canadensis (Northern American river otter), 324 nucleotides. Its product is annotated as putative protein ZNF720. NCBI's taxonomy places the organism in Eukaryota, Metazoa, Chordata, Mammalia, Carnivora, Mustelidae. Gene Ontology annotation, biological process: regulation of DNA-templated transcription. The transcript is spliced from 4 exons. Bases 1 to 324 code for a protein of 107 amino acids. The record is from RefSeq and is a predicted model, not a curated record.
AUGGCCGAUUUCCGGAGGAAUUGUGUCUGUGCCGCCAGCCCUGUUGAUCAUGCUGUCAGGGUGGAACCAGUCGUGAGUCCCAGUUCACAGGGACAGCUGACCUUCAGGGAUGUGGCCAUAGAAUUCUCUGAGGAGGAGUGGGGAUGCCUGACCCACACUCAGCAGCAACUGUACAGGGAUGUGAUGUUAGAGAAUUACGGACACCUCGUCUUCUUGGGCAUUACAUCCAAGCCAGACUUUGUCUCCUUUUUAGAACAAAAGAAGCAGCUCUGGGAUGUGAUAAGAAAGGAGACAGUAGUCCUCCAUCCAGGUAGGUGGGAAUGA